GCCGAUCCUGAGAAUUUUGCGGAAGUUGAGCAGGCUUAAUAUAUAUAAACACUUAUCGAAAGAAGCAACCAACAAACAAACAAACAUUGGCUUCAACCUCGGAUCACUCUCUGCGCUGCAGCUAUUCAAGAUGGCUUCGAGUUCAAACCAGGCAAUCACCCUGAUUGAAAAGCUUAAUAAGCUCAGUUCAAGGCUAUCUUCGAAAGAUGAUGUUCAAGCUAAUAACGAAGCAUUGCAACUGAGUAAAGAAUUGACGGCAAGUCUUGAAGAGCCUAAAAAUGCAGCUGUGCAUUUGGCUUUUUCGCCAUUCAUUGCCAUAGCUGCGAGAAUCGCUGUCAACCUGGAUCUGUUCAAGUUGAUUGUUAGCCAUGGCGGUCCUAUUACUUCCCAGCAACUUGCCACUCUGUCGGGUGGAGAGGAAUUGCUCAUUAUCCGAGCUUUGAGGCCCAUGGCCGCCACAGGCUUCGUCAAAGAGGUUGGGGAACGGACUUGGGAGGCCACACCAAUCACUGAAGCCAUGGCAACGGAAGAAAUCGCCGCUGGGCAUAGAACGGUCGGCAUGAUUGUAGGUGCUGCGACCAAAGCACCCAAAUGGCUCAAAGAAUCCGGGCAUCGUUGCCCCACCAACCCCCACGAUGGCUUCAUUCAGUACGCUUAUCAAACCAAGUUGAACAUAUUUCAACUUUUCAGUACAAUGCCAGACUUGAUGAAAGACUUCAACUUAUUCAUGGGGAAUACUAUGGGAGCCAGAGAUUAUUGGGUCGAUUGGUUUCCGGUUCAGGAGCGACUUAUCGAUGGUGCAACUAAGGAAUCCGCCCUGCUCGUUGACGUUGGCGCUGGAAAAGGUCACGAUCUUCUUGCAUUCCACAACAAAUACCCGGAUCAGGGACUUCUAGUACUACAAGACCUGGCCGCCGUGACGGACAACCUUGAAGGCCUCGACCCUUCCAUCAAGCCGAUGGCGUAUGAUUUCUUUGCAGAGCAGCCGGUUAAAGGCGCACGCGCAUACUUCUACCAUCACAUUCUCCACGAUUGGUCCAACGAAAAAUGCCUAGAAAUACUAGGUCAGCUCAAAAAGGCGAUGAAACCAGGCUAUUCGAAGCUUCUCCUCCAUGAGAUGAUAAUUCCGGAGCAGGGAGCCUCACCGUUCCACGCCAUGCUUGAUAUGACCAUGAUGACCUUUAACUCAGGCAUGGAACGGUCGGCGAGGCAGUGGGAAGAGCUGCUUGAUAAGGCCGGGUUCGAAGUUGUGAAGAUCUGGCCGCCCGUACAAGAGGACGCCGACGGAAUCGUAGAGGCAGUACUCAAGGAAUAGGCGGAUAGCCUACAUGUAUGUUGGGUACCUAGAUGUUGACUAGAAAGGCACCUGAUUUAGAAUACAAUGCUCGCUAUUAGAUCGGCAUUGAUAGGACUAAGCGUAGCUGUUCUCAUUGUAACCUAGGUAUAUUUAACAUCUAUCCAGCUAAAUCUACC
Messenger RNA from Annulohypoxylon truncatum, 1473 nucleotides. Its product is annotated as putative O-methyltransferase. Bases 131 to 1315 code for a protein of 394 amino acids. Gene Ontology annotation, molecular function: O-methyltransferase activity. Lineage: Eukaryota; Fungi; Ascomycota; Sordariomycetes; Xylariales; Hypoxylaceae. The transcript is spliced from 6 exons. The record is from RefSeq and is a predicted model, not a curated record.